AUGGGCAAGAAAAAUUCCACAGUGGUCACAGAGUUCCUCCUUUUAGGACUGACAGAUCGUACAGAAUUGAAAGUGUUUCUCUUUAUGCUUUUCUUGGUGAUAUAUGUUAUUUCUUUAGUGGGGAAUCUUGGCAUGAUUGUGUUAAUUCAAAUCACUCCCAAGCUUCACACUCCCAUGUACUUUUUCCUCAGUUGUCUCUCGUUUGUUGAUGCUUGCUACUGUUCUGUAUUUGGACCAAAAAUGCUUGUGAAUUUCUUUGAGGAGAAGGCAACCAUAUCAUUCGCUGCUUGUGUACUACAAUAUUUUUUAUUUGUGGUCCUUCUUACCACUGAGGGAUUUUUCCUAGCAGUAAUGGCAUAUGAUCGAUAUGUGGCGAUCGCUAAUCCACUGCUUUACAUGGCGGUCAUGACUAAGAGAGUGUGUACCAUGCUGGUCUUUGGAUCAUGUAUAGGGGGAAUGAUUAAUUCACUCACACACACAAUUGGCUUAGUCAGGUUAUCCUUCUGCGGGCCAAAUAUCAUUAGCCAUUUCUUCUGUGAUUUGCCCCCACUGCUGAAGCUCUCCUGCUCUGACACUUCCAGAAAUGAAUUAUUGCUCCUGAUAUUCUCAGGAGUAAUUGCCAUGAUCACCUUCUUGACUGUAAUCAUCUCUUAUAUCUUCAUUGUUAUUGCCAUACUCAGGAUCCACUCCGCAGCUGGGCGAUAUAAAGCCUUCUCCACCUGUGCUUCCCACCUGACAGCUGUGACUUUGUUCUAUGGCUCCAUAAGCUUUAGCUACAUUCAGCCAAGCUCCCAAUAUUCCCUAGAACAAGAAAAAGUGGUUUCUGUGUUUUACACCACGGUAAUCCCAAUGUUGAACCCAUUAAUUUAUAGCCUAAGAAAUAAGGAGGUCAAGGAUGCUAUGAAAAGGGCAAUAGAAUUGAAACCAUCUUUCUGUUAA
This is a messenger RNA of Vombatus ursinus (common wombat), 939 nucleotides long. Its product is annotated as olfactory receptor 1052-like. The transcript has a single exon. Gene Ontology annotation, cellular component: membrane. Gene Ontology annotation, molecular function: G protein-coupled receptor activity; olfactory receptor activity; odorant binding. The record is from RefSeq and is a predicted model, not a curated record. The coding region runs from base 1 to 939 and encodes 312 amino acids. NCBI's taxonomy places the organism in Eukaryota, Metazoa, Chordata, Mammalia, Diprotodontia, Vombatidae. Gene Ontology annotation, biological process: G protein-coupled receptor signaling pathway; sensory perception of smell.